This is a messenger RNA of Mesocestoides corti, 1404 nucleotides long. The record is from the annotation of a GenBank genome assembly. NCBI's taxonomy places the organism in Eukaryota, Metazoa, Platyhelminthes, Cestoda, Cyclophyllidea, Mesocestoididae.
AUGGCGGCGAUAAUAAGGUUUUUCUCGCGUAGGUGGUGGAAACGGGAACCAAAGCCAGAGCACAGUGGUGUUUCAGAAAUGGCUAGACAUUCCAUUGAUGGCACUAAACAGAAACCUUCAGAUAACGAAUGUGUAGUAGAAUACAUUGAUGGGAGUUGUACGACAUUUUUUAUUCCAAAAAAUUCUGAAGGAUCUAUGUUGAUCGAAUUAGCUUUUGCAUUUAUUGGGCUCAAUGAUGAGCGGGAAUAUUUCUCUCUUCGUUUUGAUGACAAAUUAAAGUCUUGGGUUGACCCGACAAAACAAAUCCGGAAACAGUCUCGAGUUGGCCCUCCUUACAGAUUUCACAUGUGUGUAAAAUUUUUCUCUGUCGAACCUCAAAAACUUCGAGAUGAAUACACACGCUAUCUAUUCGUUCUUCAGCUGCGAAAGCAGUUGGAGAAAGGAACUUUACAAUGUCCAGACGACCAAGUUGCAGCGGAACUUGCGGCCUAUUUACUUCAAGGUGAAUUCGGACCUUUUGACCCCCGUCAGCAUACUCCAGUUUUUGUGUCAACGUUACCAUUCUACCCACCUGAUCGUCAGACGGAAACUCUAGAACUUGCUAUCCUCCAUGAAUACAAAAAAACUCGGGAAUGGACUCCUGAAGAUGCGGAUAGGAUGUUCUUAGACCGUGUACGAUUUUUGCCGAAUUACGGAGUCGACAUGCAUGUGGUGAAGGGUAAAGAUGAUGAGAAUUAUACUCUUGGACUCACUCCCACUGGAAUCUUAGUAUAUGAAGAUGACAAGAAAAUUGGUUUAUUUGUGUGGUCUAUGAUUUUGAAGUUGGACAUGCAUGGAAAGAAGCUGAAACUUGUUGUUGCAGAGGAGAAUGAGGAAGUAAUGGAACACACCUUCGUCUUCGUUCUCCCCGACGUGAGGGCCUGCAAGCACCUGUGGAAGUGUGCCGUGGAACACCACGCCUUCUUCCGCCUCAAGGGCAACCCGAAGCCGCCUUCGAAGCUGCAGCAGUUCUUUCGGUUGAAGUCGCGUUUCUACGCCAGCUUUCGGACGGAGCACCAGCUGGCGCAGGAGAGCAGCUUCGGCAGCAGCUCCUUCCGGCGACGGAACGCGUCGUCGGGCCAGUCACUGCGCUCGGACGCCAGCGCCCAGGCCCUCAGCCGCUCCAACACCGCGCCCUCGGGCGUGAAGAACAGAACGAGCUUCAAACGCGUCUCCACCAGACGCAUCUCGGCGCGGCCGAGUUUCGUCGGCCGACAACCUGCUCCGCGCUCCUCCUUCGCACCCCCGCCGCCGCCGCCGCCCACCUCAACUGUCGAUGGAAACACCAAACCUCCAGUUAGGAGGGUGAAGCCUGUUGUUGAGGACCACCGUUCUAAGAGCCCUCUCAGCAUGCCAAAAGGAUAG